Molecule: messenger RNA, 2141 nt
Organism: Pogona vitticeps (central bearded dragon)
Lineage: Eukaryota; Metazoa; Chordata; Lepidosauria; Squamata; Agamidae
Gene: ITK
Product: IL2 inducible T cell kinase
Biological process (GO): intracellular signal transduction; protein phosphorylation
Molecular function (GO): ATP binding; protein tyrosine kinase activity; protein binding
Source: RefSeq, a predicted model, not a curated record
CACAGAUGGAAAGAUAAGGCACCUACUCUUCUUUUUUGUGAAAGUCCACCAUGUCUUGUCUUGUUAUUUCUCUUUUCUACAUUUCUGUGUAGAAUUCUGGUAUUGGGGCAGGUGCCUUUCUGUCCUGGAGUGGGACCAUUACAUGCUGAACAAUGAACAACGGUGUUCUACUUGAAGAAGAACUGAUCAAAAAGUCCCAGCAAAAGAGAAGGACCUCCCCCUCCAACUUUAAAGUGCGAUUCUUUGUUUUAACGAAAUCAAAGCUGGCAUAUUUUGAACAACGUCCUGGGAAAAAAAGAAUUUUAAAGGGAUCGAUUGAACUGUCCAAGAUUAAAUGUGUAGAAAUUGUGAAAAGUGACAUCACUGUUCCAUGUCAUUACAAAUAUCCUUUUCAGAUUUUUCAUGACAGCUAUCUCCUCUAUGUGUUUGCCCCCAGCCAAGCAAGCUGCCAGAAAUGGGUACUGACUCUGAAAGAAGCAACUAGGAGCAACAACAAUUUGGUGACAAAGUUUCACCCAAAUUUUUGGAUAGAUGGAAGAUGGAGAUGCUGUGCUCAGUCAGAAAAGCUAGCAACAGGCUGUGUGGAAUACAUCUCAGCCAAAACUGUCUCGAAGAAACCUCUUCCUCCAACUCCAGAUAAUAAUUGGAAAUUGCAACUAGAUUCCAAGGAAACUCCGUUACAAGUAAUUGCUAUUUAUGACUACAGUGCCCAAAAUCCACAGGAGCUAACAUUACGGUGCAAUGAGGAAUAUUAUGUCAUAAAUAAUUCAGAGAUCCACUGGUGGUUGGUUCAAGAUAAGAAUGGUCAUGAAGGAUAUGUGCCAAGCAGCUAUGUGGCAGAAAAAUCGCCAGCAAAUCUGCAAAUAUAUGAGUGGUACAACAAAAAUAUCAGCAGAAGCAAGGCAGAAACACUGCUCAAAGAAGAGGGUAAAGAAGGGGCCUUUAUGGUGAGAGAUUCAAGGCAACCUGGCAUGUAUACUGUCUCAGUCUUCACAAAAGCUCUCAGCAGCAAUGACAAUAACCCUGUUAUAAAGCAUUAUCACAUCAAAGAGACGAGUGACAAUCCCAAGAAGUACUAUGUGGCAGAGAAGCAUGUUUUUAACUGCAUCCCAGAACUGAUCAACUAUCACCAGCACAAUUCAGGAGGUCUUGUUACUCGUUUGCGUUGUGCUGUUUCCUGUUGGAGAGAAAAGGCCCCUGUUACAGCUGGGCUAAGUUAUGGUAAAUGGAUGAUUAAUCCACAGGAACUGACAUUUGAGCAGGAGAUUGGUGUUGGCCAGUUUGGAGUGGUGCAUCUUGGCUAUUGGCUUGAUCGGAUGAAAGUGGCCAUAAAGACUAUUCGCCCAGGAGCAAUGUCAGAAGAAGACUUUGUUGAGGAGGCCCAAGUCAUGAUGAAGCUGUCUCACCCCAAAUUAGUCCAGCUCCAUGGGGUUUGCAUGCAACAAGCUCCCAUGUGCCUCGUGUUUGAGUUCAUGGAAAAUGGCUGCCUGUCUGAUUACCUAAAGAGGCAGCGAGGGAGUUCCUCAAAGGAAGACCUUCUGGGAAUGUGCCAAGAUGUGUGUGAAGGAAUGGCAUAUCUGGAGCAGGCGUCUGUUAUCCACAGAGACCUGGCUGCUCGGAAUUGUUUGGUGGGAGAAUACCAAGUUGUCAAAGUAUCGGAUUUUGGAAUGUCACGGUACGUUCUUGAUGAUCAGUAUACCAGCUCCAUGGGUACCAAAUUCCCCGUCAGAUGGUCAGCACCAGAGGUGUUUUGCUAUAGUCGGUAUAGCACCAAAUCUGAUGUCUGGUCAUUUGGAGUAUUGAUGUGGGAGAUAUUUACUGAAGGCAAAACACCUUAUGAGAACAAGACCAAUGCUGAGGUGGUGGAAGAUAUCAGUGCCGGCGCCCGCUUGUAUAAGCCCAGAUUGACCUCCAAUGCCAUUUACAAGCUCAUGAUGCAUUGCUGGAGUGAGAGGCAAGACGAUAGACCAUCCUUCUCUGUUCUGCUCUCCCAACUCAAUGAAAUCUCUGAAUCAGAUUUUGAAGUGUUCAGGAACUCAGAGAAGAUAUGAAAAGCAUGCCUAUUCUCUUGUACAAGCCUGGAAUGCAUGUUAUCUGUCAUUUGAUUUUUGUAGAGACAGUCAACCUGAGACCCAAAUAUU